GUCUCCUCCUCCCGGGCUAUGCCCAGCUCCAUUCUCCUCAAACACCGUCUCUAUGGUGCUAUCUUGGGAAGGUCACGUCGUGCUUUAAGCGGCUCAUGCGUCCGUCACCUGAACUAGGUCCGUCAACUCGAUUAUGGUUGAGAUGGUUGGAAUUUUUAUGGACAGUGCAGUACACAUUCGCAAUGUCAAUCAGUAGCGGUGGAAAUUAACGAUUAAUUUCCAGUACUACUUUUGUAAUAGCUAAGAAUUGGUAAUAAAGAAGCAUUUACUGGUGCGUCAUUUUGGAAGUCGGAAUGUUGUGACUGGUUCGCAGUUUCUUUCGGGGCCCAUGUGAUGAGCACGGAGGCGGCUAAGAUGGCGGCGGUCAGAGAGCUGUGGUCCUUGACUAACCGAAGCCUGGCUGUCAGGAGCCGCUAUCAUCUCCCCCUGGGACUUGGCGUGGUCUCCGACCAUCUCCGCACUUUCUCCAUCUCUGGCGUUUUAAACCAGGCCGAAAAGGAGCAGGAGCUGCAGAAAAAUCCUUUCUAUACCAAGUAUGAGACCAAGAUCCAGGAGCUGCGGAGGACAAAAUCAGAUGAAUAUGAGGCUCGUGUGGCAAAGAAAGAUGAGGUUAUGAAACAGCCAUUAGGACAUUCAAAACAGGGCGAAUUUAUCAGACUCAUGGAAGGGAAGGGAUCUGUUUGGAUAAGAAUGUGCAAGGGACCUCCAUUACUGUACAUCAUUUGGAUGGUAAAGAACAAAAAACAGGCUGAAAGAGCCACUGGACAGAGAAUUGGUUUCAGUAAGGACAAGACCCUUCAGUCCAUCCUAAAUCUGGAUAUGAUGAAAGAAAAAACUCCAGAUGAAAUAGGACAGAUUUGGAAUCAGUAUUUUGCUUUGAAGAAUACUAUCUCUGCAGUAAUUCCCGGUACAACAUUUGAUCUGAUGCACAGCAGGUCUCAGAAAUGCCCCACUUUCUUGUACGCUUUGCCGAGACAAGCAGGCUAUGAGUUCUUUGUGGGUCAGUGGUCUGCGACUGAACUUCACUUUUCCUCUUUAAUUAAUAUUCAGUCUCUGGGAGAAAAUUCACCGAGCCAGCUUAUCAUCUAUCACUACCCCGAUCUGCAGAAGAAGAAGGGCAUUGUACUACUUACUGCAGAAAUAGACACAACAUUUCUGAAUGUACAAGAGGCACAGUGUCUUGCCAAUGAAGCUCAACUCUUUUAUGCCACGGAUUGCGAACAGAUCUUCAAUCUGGUGGAGACAUUUAAUCAUAAACCCAGUGAUUUCAAACACAUGUCAGUCAUUGCUGAGAUUGAGCAGUGUGGAAUUGGAGGAACUCUGAGAAACCAGAAGGCAGAGACGUAACUUUGAAGAAGAGGAUGAGAUAUAACUACAUGUGACUUUUGAUAUGAGCCCAAAAAGAUUGGCACUGAGAGCCACAUAUCAUAUUGCUGCUUUUGCUCACCAGUUUUUGUGGACAACAUUAUCUGGAACUAAAUCUUUCCAGCAACCAGAGACAACAUCCCUGGAAUCUCCUCAUUGAAAUGCAUAAAGUUCAGAACCUUGAAUGUAGUGAAGUAAUGGUUGAUAUUAAAAUUCCAUAACACACAUAGCAAGACAAGUAUUAAAACUGAAGCGUUUCAAUUUUGGGAAUACUUUAAAGCACAAGUUUUGGGUACAGAAAUGCACUAAUGGCUCCUUGAGCUUGCUCAGCCAUUUAAUAAGACUGUGGUGGAUCUGAAACCUAAUUUCCGCGUUUGUGCCUAAUUCACAUACUUGCUGAUCCAAAAAUAUUAGCCUUGGCUAUAUUCAACAACGGGGUAUUCACAGUCUCUGUUUGGAUAAUUUGAAAGAUUCAUAACACUCUGAGGAAAACAUUCUGUUCAUCAUAGUCCAAAUGGUCAUCUCUCUAUCCUCUGAAUUCCUGUGCAGGAAAGCAAUUUCUGGACAUCCAUCUUGUGAGUAUUUCCUCUGAUCAAUCCUGUCAUCCCAAUGUGGUCAACUUUCAUUUUUACCCUUUCUAAGGAAAAUAUCUUUCCUCCUGAUAUCAAGACUGUAUGUGCUACUCCAGGUAUAAUCUCGCAAACAAAAACAGAAGUUGCGGUAAAGACUCAGCAGUUCUGGCAGCAUCUGUGAAGAAAAAAAAAAGAGUUAAUGUUUUGGGUCCAGAACAUGCCAGACCUGCUGAGCUUUUCCAGCAACUUCUGUUUUUGUUCCUGAUUUACAUCAUCCGCAGUUCUUUAGGUUUUUAUAUAAUCUCACAAAGCCAUGUCCGGUUGCUGCAUAAUUUCCUUACUCUUGAUAAUCCAACCCUUUUGUAAUAAAAACAAAACACUGUUUGCUGCCUUAAUAUGCAGGCACAGCAAACAAUUAUCUUUUUCUUAUACAAAAAAACCCAAUGCUGCUGAAGAUCAAAAGUUUCCCACUAUUUUAAAACAAAAGUCUUUUUCUAUUUCUAAACAGGUGAAUAACCUCACAUUUCCCUGUAUUGUACUCAAUCUGCCAGAUUCUUACUCAUUCACUUACCUAACUAUAUCCCUUUGCAUAUUCUUUGUGAUCUCCUUGUGCCCUACUUUCCCACUAGCCUUGUAUUGUCAGGAGGCUUGAAUACAUUACCCAUGGUUCUUCAUCUCAGUCAUUAUUAAAGAAAGAUUUGCAUUUAAAUAGCAACUUGCAUGAACCCCAGAUACAAGAACCUGAGUCUGCAACACUGAUCCUUCCAGCACCCACGAGUUAUCUGCCAACCUUAUGAUGAUUUGCUUAUUCCUACACUCUUAGUUUUCUGAUCUUCGGGCAAGUCUAGUGAAAUCUUAAACAUAUUUAAAAUUUCUGCUUUUAAGACUUAUUUAACCUGUAAUUUGAUGCUGGGAAAUCUACUAAAGUGCAGCAGAAGUGACUUUCCUAUGAUAAAACGUUCUUAGUUCAACAUCUCCAAUGAGGAAUGGCAAGCACAAAUCUCAAUCCUUCCAUUUGAUAGCACUAGGUGGUAAAGAAGUACCACUUGCCUUCCAGCUCCUCACUUUUUUUAAGAUAAUUCAAAAUUAACUGCAAACUUUCUUUAAUAUUUGAAAUUACUAUAUGGAUUAUUGUAACCCUGACAGUAUGAGCAAAGUACUUUGUAUAUGAAUUUGAUUUGAGUUUAGGUGUAUAAAUGUGUGGUAUGAAUUGAGUGUCAAAUAGUUUCUUUGAACAUCCUGUCUAUUCUAAACUAGGCUUCACAGAUAAAAAAGACAGUGUUGUAACUAGCCGUGUUAGUCAUUUUCCAUCAGAGUUAUUUCAUUUAUCCAAAUUAAAUAAAAGGUUUUAGUCCCAAAUAUCAUAUGGCUUAAAAGAACUUUCUAAUUGGAGAUGGGCUGAAUUGACCUUGAUCUAACUGUAGUACGUAACAAAGGCAUUUUAAGUUGAAUAUUUACAAGUGGAGAUAUUUUUACAAUGUAAUAAUGUGUAAUUUAUCACAGCUUUUAUAGUCAACAUAAAGAGGGAUGUCAAAUUAUUCUGGGUACUGCAAUACAGCUGUACAUCCUGCCAGAUCUAGUUGUAUAGGAUGAUGGACAAAUAAGCAACUAAACAAUACUAUUAGCAAUCUGUGCCCUCAGCCGGAUGCAUUGCAUCAACUGACCAAGCUGCUGUUGAUUUAUGACCUUUUCAAGCACAAAGAAGGACAGCAGAUGCAUGCCACCAUCAUGAAAGUUCCCCAUCAAGCUUCACAUUAUGCUUACAAAGGGCCAUAAUUGUGCCCUCACUGUCACUGGCUCAAAAGCCUGGACCUCCACUUCUAAUAACGCUGAAUGUAGUUAUACGAGUUAGCCUUAAGUAGUUCAAGUAGCUCACCAUCACCUCCAAGCCUGUUAGGAGUGAACUGAAACGUUGUUCUGGGCUGCAACACUCAUUUAAUUGUAGAAAAGAUAGAAAUCAUAAUAUAUUAUUUCAAAUUUGCAUCUGAAAACUUCCUUUGGCUCAAAUGGUCUUUUCACAUUUUAACUUUUCAUAACGUCCUAAUAUAUUUAUUGAUACUGAUCCACAUAAUCAACACGUCUAACUCCUUUAAGUAUUCAAAAGUCUGCAUUUUUCUUCAAACUUGCAAAUUUUUACAUAUUUUCCUUGCAGGUGUAUCUUUUCUAUCCAGCAAGUUUAAUGAGUGGCCAACUGAGGUAGGGGAGGUGGUGGUGCUAUGAUAAACUGUGCUGGGCUGGUUUUUCAGAUGUUCAGAUUUAUAUUCUUAGAAUAUGGUUUUGAAUCACACCAUAACAAAUUAUGAAAUUUGAAUUCAGUUAAAAUCUGGAUUUAAAAAUAUUAGCCUCAAUGUGACCACAACCAAUGUCAUUUGUGGUUGAAAACUCACAUUGUUCAAUGAUGUCCUUUAGGGAAUGAAAUCUGUUGUCCCUACCCCAUCGCCCAACAUGUGUCUCCAAGCCCACAGCAAUGUAAUUGACAUUUGACUGCUUGCUGGGCAAUUAGGCUUGGGUAAUAAAUGCUGGUCAGUAUAAUGACACCCAUGGACAAUUUUUUUUAAAGAAGCGCUACUCGGAGCCUGUAUUAUGCUGCUCUCUUUUGGUGUCCAAGUGAUCAUUUUAAUUUCUUCCUUCAUUCUGAAGCAGCUGUUCUAUGCUAAGCCAUUCAAAUAUCUCAAGCAAUUGCAUAACUUUUCAUUUGAAAAAAUUAAAGUUAGGUUUCUGAGAUGUGAUAAAUGUCUCUGAUUUGUUCUGUUUCCACAGUUUGCUUAGGGAAAUAAAAAUCUUU
This is a messenger RNA of Stegostoma tigrinum, 4722 nucleotides long. RefSeq names its product ATP synthase mitochondrial F1 complex assembly factor 1 (gene atpaf1). Gene Ontology annotation, biological process: mitochondrial proton-transporting ATP synthase complex assembly. The transcript has 10 exons. Gene Ontology annotation, cellular component: mitochondrion. Lineage: Eukaryota; Metazoa; Chordata; Chondrichthyes; Orectolobiformes; Stegostomatidae. The record is from RefSeq and is a predicted model, not a curated record. The coding region runs from base 334 to 1347 and encodes 337 amino acids.